This is a messenger RNA of Ipomoea nil (Japanese morning glory), 1053 nucleotides long. Its product is annotated as ethylene-responsive transcription factor RAP2-11-like. Gene Ontology annotation, biological process: regulation of DNA-templated transcription. The transcript has a single exon. Lineage: Eukaryota; Viridiplantae; Streptophyta; Magnoliopsida; Solanales; Convolvulaceae. The coding region runs from base 66 to 776 and encodes 236 amino acids. The record is from RefSeq and is a predicted model, not a curated record. Gene Ontology annotation, molecular function: DNA-binding transcription factor activity; DNA binding.
AAGUAAAAAACUCAUAUAAUUCCCCCUCUUUCAACUCUUUUUUCUUAUUCUCUAUCCUCUAGGCCAUGGAACUUCACUUCCAAAACCACCAAAAAGAAGGCGGCGUUAGGGAGGCGGCCGCCAACAAGAGAAGGAAGUUUGUAGGGGUGAGGCAAAGGCCCUCUGGGAAAUGGGUGGCAGAGAUCAAGAACACAAGUCAGAAGAUCAGAAUGUGGCUGGGGACUUUCGACACAGCAGAAGAAGCUGCCAUGGCCUAUGAUGAAGCCGCCUGUCUUCUCCGUGGCUCCAAUACUCGAACCAACUUCAUCAACCAUGCCCCUCCCAAUCCUGCCCUCUCACUCAAAAUCAGAAACCUCCUUACCCAGAAGAAGAAAAACCUCAAAAAAACCCCCAUGAUUUCCCCUUCCCAAACCCCUCCUGCUAGUGAUGAUAGUAAGAGCUUUGUUAGUGUUACUGCCCCAGAUGUUCCAGUUCUUGAUAAUGCAUAUAAGCCUGGCUUUAGCUUCUCUGCAGGGGGAUUAGGACAUGAUCAUUCAUCACUUAUGGUGGAUUUUGAUAGGUUUCUUUUGGCCCAAUCAGAUGAGGUUCUUAAAGGGAAUCAUGAAGAUGAGAUUUCAGAGUUUGAGCACAUGAAAGUGGAGAGGGAAAUCUCAGCAUCAAUGUAUGCCAUGAAUGGAGUUAAUGAGUAUUGGGAGAAUGUGCAUGAAUAUGAUUGUAGUAGUGAUCAUGCUUUCUUGGAUCUGCCAAUGUUAUGCCAAAUGUUCUGCUCAACUUAAAUUUUAGUAGUUGUAGUAGUAUAGUAGGGAGGCUGGAAUAUUGAGUUGAUCCAAAAUCAUGAAUUUUUAGCCAUUAGAUUUGAAGCUCUCUGUGAAGUCUUGGAACAUCAUGGAGGUGUAAUCUUGAAAAUCAAGUUUCUUCUUUGACAAAUUUGCAUCAAUUUCAGUUCUUUAAAUUUUCUAAUUAUUUUGGAAUACGACUUUUGAUGUCAAACUAUGGAUUUCUAGUAUGACUUUUUAUUGGGUGGUUUGCAUUUUUUGUGUAAUGCAACACAAA